This is a messenger RNA of Gymnodraco acuticeps, 4235 nucleotides long. RefSeq names its product MAGUK p55 subfamily member 5-A-like. Gene Ontology annotation, cellular component: adherens junction; plasma membrane. Gene Ontology annotation, molecular function: protein binding. Bases 184 to 2196 code for a protein of 670 amino acids. Gene Ontology annotation, biological process: establishment or maintenance of polarity of embryonic epithelium; protein localization to plasma membrane; generation of neurons. The record is from RefSeq and is a predicted model, not a curated record. The transcript has 17 exons. Lineage: Eukaryota; Metazoa; Chordata; Actinopteri; Perciformes; Bathydraconidae.
CGCUGUUUUUGCAGGGUGCUGAUUCUGUGAGCUGCAGCUGACCACGCCCCCCUGCAGGAGAGGCAUCUGACAUCUGACAUCUCUGAAGGUAUCAUGGCCGCCCUGUUUGCUGAGCUGCCCUCCUAGAUUUCACUGAUAUUUAGAAAACAUUACCCAAACAACCCUGUAAUCCACACACCAACAAUGACAACCUCCCAUCUGAACGGCCAUGUCGCUGGAGAGGGAGAGGGAGGAGGGGGAGGAGAUGAAGAGCUGAGGGGAGGACAGCAUAGGGAGAUGGCUGUGGACUGUCCAGGAGAGCUGGGGAGUCGAACACUACCGGUCAGAAGAUCUGCACAGCUGGAGAGGAUACGACAGCACCAGGAGGAUCUGCGUCGCCGCAGAGAGGAGGAGGGUCGGCAGCUUGACCUGAACUCCUCCAUCAGACUCAGGAAGCUCUCCCAGCAUCCCCACAUCGGCAUCGACAACCCCACAUUCCUGCAGGACUCAAACACACCGCAGCAGCCAUCUCUCAACAUCCAGCACACACACGCACUGCUUGAGUUGGAGGAGCUGCUGCUGUCCCUGAAGCAGAUUCGAGGAUGCUUGUCCGACCAGCAGAGUCAGAGCGACAUCGAGCAUGUUCUUGCACUACUAAACAAGUCUGACUUCCAAUCAGCGCUGAAGAUCCAUAAUGCCGUGGCAACCAGCAUGCAUCGACCCUCUCCUCCGUACCCACACACACACCAGGCUCUGCAGCUGGCCAUAGAGACCAGGAGUCUCAUCCAGACGAGUCAGAACAAAGAUGGACUGGAACUACACAGCCUGCUGUCAGACACACACAUCCAGUCCUUGCUCCUGGCCCAUGACAGGAUAGCAGAGCAGGAGAUGCAACUUGAGCCGCUGCCCACCCAGGGAGAGACCCUAACCCAGUUGGGGGGGGAGACUGUGAAGAUUGUGCGCAUAGAGAAAGCUCAGGACAUCCCACUGGGGGCGACGGUGCGGAACGAGAUGGAGAGUGUGGUGAUCAGUCGGAUUGUUCGAGGUGGAGCCGCUGAACGAAGCGGACUUCUGUCAGAAGGAGAUGAAAUCCUGGAGAUUAACGGCAUCGAGAUCAGAGGGAAGGAUGUCAACCAAGUCUUUGAUAUUCUUGCGGACAUGCACGGCCUCCUGACCUUUGUGCUCAUUCCCAGCAAUCAGGGAAAACCCCCCCCUGUCAAAGAGUCCGUGGUCCAUGUGAAGGCCCAUUUUGACUACGACCCCUCAGACGACCCCUAUGUGCCGUGCAGAGAGCUGGGCCUGUCCUUCCAGAAGGGGGACAUUCUCCACAUCAUCAGCCAGUCUGACCCCAACUGGUGGCAGGCCUACAGGGACGGAGACGAGGACAACCAGCCGCUAGCCGGACUCGUACCAGGGAAGAGUUUCCAGCAGCAAAGAGAAGCCAUGAAACAGACCAUAGAAGAAGAAAAGGAGCCGGAGAAGUCUGGGAAGCUGUGGUGUGCGAAGAAGAACAAGAGGAAGAGAAAGAAGCUGCUUUACAACACCCAAAAGAAUGAUGAUGUUGACAACGAGGAGAUCCUGACCUAUGAGGAGAUGGCUCUGUACCACCAGCCGGCCAAUAGGAAGCGGCCAAUCGCACUGAUUGGUCCAGGCAGUUGCGGGCAGGCGGAGCUCAGACAAAAACUGCUCAACAGCCAACCGGAGCGCUUCGCUGGAGCCGUGCCCCACACCACUCGGAGCCGGCGGGAUGGCGAGCUGGGCGGUCGAGAUUAUCACUUUGUGUCUCGUCAGACGUUUGAGGCAGAACUGUCAGCAGGAAAGCUGAUUGAGUCUGGAGACUUUGAGAAGAACAUGUACGGGACGAGUUCUGACUCAGUGAGGCAGGUCAUCAACACUGGGAAGAUCUGUGUGCUCUGUCUGCACACACAGGCUCUAAAGGUGCUGAGGAGUUCAGACUUAAAGCCUUACAUCAUCUUCAUAGCCCCGCCCUCCCAGGAAAGACUCCGCGCCCUAUUGGCUAAAGACAACAAAAACCCAAAGCCCGAGGAGCUGCGGGACAUCAUUGAGAAGGCGCGAGAGAUGGAGCAGAGCUGCGGACAUCUGUUUGACGCCGUCAUCGUCAACACGGACCAGGACAAAGCCUUCAACGAGCUGCUGAGACUCAUCAACAAACUGGACACUGAGCCACAGUGGGUGCCCUGCUCCUGGCUGCGCUGAGAACACACACGUCAUAAAGUGACAAUGGAGUACACUUUGAUACAUUCAACCAACUGGAACCUUAAGCGCUGUGUGGGAGUUACACAGAGUGUCUGUUAAGGGAAACUAAUCUGAGAUUUUGAGAGUUUCAAUGUUAUGAGAAAACAUAUCAGUGGUGGAGAGUCCUAAAACCUGGAAAUUAGUUAUCAUUAUAGAACUUGUUCUUACUCAUCUCAAAGCUUUUUGAACAUGUUUUGGAUAGAUGUCUGAUUUAAGGUCUGUGGUUACCACGAGCUGAAUAUAUUUUUCACGUUUUGUCCUACGACAUAAAAUACCUCAGUAAACACUCAAUUUAAAAACGGCGGUUACUAACAAGUGUUUAAAUGAGACGACUAAACGUCAUCACACCCAACAUUAGCUGCCUUUAGCUUAGCGGUGUUGAUGUGAAGUCAUGUGACCGUGAUGUGGUUUUAUAGCCUUAGCGUUUGAGUUCAGAAGAUUGCAUUUACGAGUAAAACAUUAUAAAAGUGGUGUUAAAAUGUGGAGAUUAUCCAGCUGAACUAAAAGUGUAAGUAUCCUAAACGUGUGAUCUUACUUUCUGCAAGUUUCCGAAAUCAAAUUUUAAAAAAUCCCAUUGCUUUUUGUCACAGUGCGCUUCCUACAAAAAACACUUUAUAGCCUCAGUUCAUCUAAAUCUCCUCAUUACACACAUAAAAGCUAAUAUCUGGAAUAUUUCUUGUAAAUCUACGACUUCAUUAUAUUGCCUUAUUUCUAACAUUUUUUUUUAGAUAAGCUUUUAUAUAACAAUACUUACUUCUCAAAAUGUUCUGUUCAAAUCUGGUUUAUACCAUAUUGCCAAAAACUACAACAAAAAAACGAGAACUACUUUAAGCUUUCUAUCAAUAUAUAUAUAAGGAUUUAAAAUGUUAGGAUUUUACAUUGCAUACAGUACAUAUAUUAUAUUAUUACAUAAUGACUUUUAAAAAAACCUAAAUCUCAGAUUAGAGUUUGUCUUCGCAUUGACUCUAAUGACGCUAAAUAGCACACAGUCAGCAUCCUGUAGAAUGUAUUAACCAGGCACUGAUGAUAAUACUUCAUGCUAUAUAAACCUUAUGUGUAUUCACUAUCCUUAAAGGGAGAGACCCUCACUGGGGUCUCGCACACACUCAUCUUCUAAUCAUCACACUGUAGUGAGACCAAAACAUGGACCUGGAGAAUCCUUUCUUCUUGUUUUAUUUUAAGAGAGGAAUGUGGGGCCUCAUCAAAGUUGCAUUCUUUUGUCUUGUGACCAUUUCAACCAUAAUAAUUCAACAUAUUUAAACUAUAACAGUCCACUUAUUUAAACUGUUUGCAGUGCUUAGAAUAUAUGAAAUUAAAAUCAAAUCAAUCUUCUUAUUUUCUUAUUAAGGUCAAAUAAACGAGGCCCCUGGUGAGCAAUAACUGUGACACUAAUUGAAAUCACUGAGCCACGGCAUUCACUGCUAUGAAGAACACACACUCACACACACUCUGUAUGAAGCAGUGUAUGGACUCCUCUGACUGACUGACUGUUGAACAGACAGCUCUUCACGAUUUCCAAUGAACACUGAGAUAAAGGACACAGCACUUGAUAUUUUCUCUUUCACUUGUUUCUGACUGACUGUCCCGUCUUAUCACAUUAAGUAGAGAUGACCUCUGACCCUGAGCUGCUGGGUAAAGAAACCGUGAACGUUUUAGUCUUUAGCUGGCACAUGAUGCUGAAUUUAUGAUAUAUUUUGUGUGUGCGUGUGAACGAAUGUGUGUCUCAAAUAUGAUGACCUGACAAAGUAUCACUGUUAUCACUGGGUAGAGCAUUUAUAUAUUUGUUAUAUUGAAGAUAGGUUUAUGAAGUCCAGAAUGCACCAAUAGGAUCGCAGGUCCCACCUUUCGCCAUUCGUUAAGGAGGAAGAGGGGGCGGGGCUUCACUGUAUUGAAUGUAAAGUGAAUGGACACCACUUCCUGUUAUCAGAAAUCCCUUCUCCUGAGUAAAUCUGUAUGAAUAUUCACAAUGAAUAAAUAAAUAGAUGAUUGAUGAAAAAUUA